This is a messenger RNA of Ornithorhynchus anatinus (platypus), 1388 nucleotides long. RefSeq names its product chromosome 7 C1orf74 homolog (gene C7H1orf74). The record is from RefSeq and is a predicted model, not a curated record. The coding region runs from base 171 to 1013 and encodes 280 amino acids. Lineage: Eukaryota; Metazoa; Chordata; Mammalia; Monotremata; Ornithorhynchidae. The transcript is spliced from 2 exons.
ACUGAGCCACGCUGCUUCUCGAGGUCAGAGGUAGGACGUGGGCCAGGGGUCGACGGCGGGACAGGCGAGAACGGGGCAGACAUCCGGUGACCGGCGCGAUAGCCGUUUGGACGGAGAGGAGAGGGCGGAUCUCGGCGAUAUUGUGAAGGUCUUCAAGAGGAAGCCUGGAGAUGCCAUCCCGGGAGCCCGGGAGCCUCUCCCGGGCCUCCUGGCCAGCGCCGGCUCCUCCCAUGCUGGUGGCCGCGGCUCAGCGGGCCCUGGGCUCCAAGAAGAAGAGAGGCUUGGCUCCCUCGGCCUGCCUGCACUUGGCCGCAGAGCUGCUGGCUGUGGCCGUGAGCCUGAAGCCGGCGGUGCUGUACGAUCUCAACGCCGCAGGGGCCACCCAAAUCCAGAACUACGUCGGGGCCCUGCAGGGGCUGGGCUUCCUGCCCCCGGGGCUGCACAUCCUGGAAGUCGCGGGGUCCGUCCUGGUCCUCAGUCUGGAGGGGACCCGCCGGCACCUGGAGCGGGUGUUGGGUGGGCGCAGCCCCACGGCCUUGGUUGACGUGUCCGCUACCUUGGCCUGCCCUGCCCUCUGCCCUCAGGACCGUCUUGGGGAAAUCCAGAGGCUCGUGACUGAGCUCCUGAGCCACCUGAAGGGGCAGGAGAGGGUCCCCCCCAUGCCCGUCUCCCACAGUGAACUCCCCUCUGCAGACUGGAACCUGUGCACGAUGUUUGGGGUGCUCCUGGGGUACCCCAUCCCCUACGUCUUCUCUGCGGAAGAAGGCUACGACCACUGCCUCUCUCUGACCCCGCUCCGGGUGUUCACCGCCCAGGCCUCCUGCUGCCGGAUUGGGGGCUCCCCCAGGGUCAAGCUCUAUUCCUUCAGCGUCCCCGAGAGCCUGUACCCCAUCCUCAAGGAGCGGCUAGAUGCCUGGGAGCAAAAGCUGAAGGCCCAAGCCCAGGACCAGACCGAUUUUGCCAAUCUCAGCAUUUCCACCGAAGUGGUCACGUUGGCAGCCGUGGCUCUCUGACUCCGGCUCCUCUUCUGCCCUUCGUCUGAGCAGUCCUAUGGGGCGGGGGGGAAGGCGGUGUUUGAGGGGGAAGCACCGGGCAUGAACACCAAGAGGGUUGGAGAUGAGAAACAGGUGGCUUCCCUCUCUCCAGGUUACGACCAGAAUUUUGCCAGGGCUGGCUUUCGUUCAGCUGAGAAGCGCGUGGAAGAAAGUAAACGGACAAGGUGUUUCACCUCGGGCAGGAGCCUUGACCCUUCUCCCGGUUCAUAUCCAGCCAGUAGAAUCAUAGAUUCCUAGCUGUCCAUGCCUCUGAGUCUCCUGCAGUGCCAAGCCUGUGAAAAAAAUCACUGCUGUUCCAGCUGGUCAAUAAUAAACCAAAAGUGUUGAAGUUCA